AUGUUCUACAAAGGCUCGCUGCAGGAGGGAAUCUCCACGGCUGUGGGGCAGCAGAAGAUGGUCUUUUGCUUCGUCACGAACGACAACGAAGAGAGCCGGACGUGGGAAGAUGAUUUCCUUCAGGACAGCUCUUUGAAGGAACUGCUGCUGGGACAAGCUGUCGCCUUGCGCCUCGAGGCUGGCUCCGACUCGGCAGGCUAUCUUGCCCAGAUCUUUCCCUUGCCGCAGACCCCCACCAUCGUCAUCAUGAAGCACGGCGAGCUGAAAGAGUACAUUGCUCCGGGGACUGGCAAGGACGAAUUUAUCCGCCGCGUGCAAAGCGCUUUCAACGCGCCGCCUCGACAAGCUAGCGAGCAGACUGCCGCCGCCACCCCCCAACAAGCGGAAUCCUCGCUUCCCUCCUCCCCGGAGGCCGAGAGGUCCGAGAGUGUCAGCCGUGUCCUGGCCGAGAGGGCAGCCCGGCUCCAGGCCAAGAAGGAAGAGGGCGAGCGCCAGGCCAAGGAAGAGCGGGCUAAGGCCCAGGAAAAAGCCAAGGCCGACGCCGACGCCGGGCGCGACACGGACGCGGCGCGUACGCACCGGCAAGCCGAGCUGGUGCGUAGGAAGAAGCAGCAAGAGACGGACGAGCGCCGGCGCAUCCUCAAGCGCAUCGAGGACGACCGCGCGGAGCGGCGCCAGCGCGCGGCCGAGCGCGAGCAGCGGCGGGUUGACUCGCUCCAGACGGGCGACGUAGCGGCGUCGCUGGUGAGCGCGCCCGAGACGAAGAUGCCGUCGACAACGCGGGUUGGAGACAUGGCCUCGCUGCAGGUGCGUCUGUUUGACGGGUCGACGGUGCGGUCGCGGUUUCGCACGGCGGCGUCGUUUGGCGAGGUGCGCGCCUGGGUCGACGCCAAUAGAACCGAUGGCGCGGCGCCGUACACCUUUCGUCAGCUGCUCACGCCCAGGCCCAACCGCGCCAUCGACGAGACCGAGGAGGAGGGCAAGACGCUGGGCGAGCUGGGCCUGGCCCCGUCGUCGACCCUGGUCCUCGUCCCUGUCCACAGCUACGCGUCGGCGUACGAGGCUGCCGGCCCGCAGACCUUUUUGUCAGCUGCCGUCGCCGCCAUCUUGGCCUGGUUCACCUGGCUCAUGGGGCUGGCUGGCCUCGGUCCCGGCAGCAGAGGGAGGGCGGCUGUGGCGACGGCCCCGGAAAGCUCGGCGAGGGAGGCGGGCCGGGCUGACGAGCGCCGGAUCAGGGGGUUCGACAAUCCAACGGAUGCCCGUAGGGAUCACCAGCUCUACAACGGCAACUCGUUGAACUUUGAGCCGCGACCCGAUGAGGACGAGGCAUAG
Hirsutella rhossiliensis is the source of this 1332-nucleotide messenger RNA. RefSeq names its product UBX domain-containing protein. Gene Ontology annotation, molecular function: protein binding. The record is from RefSeq and is a predicted model, not a curated record. NCBI's taxonomy places the organism in Eukaryota, Fungi, Ascomycota, Sordariomycetes, Hypocreales, Ophiocordycipitaceae. The coding region runs from base 1 to 1332 and encodes 443 amino acids. The transcript is spliced from 4 exons.